Messenger RNA from Acomys russatus (golden spiny mouse), 2106 nucleotides. Its product is annotated as sperm motility kinase X-like. The record is from RefSeq and is a predicted model, not a curated record. Gene Ontology annotation, cellular component: cytoplasm. The transcript has 2 exons. Lineage: Eukaryota; Metazoa; Chordata; Mammalia; Rodentia; Muridae. Gene Ontology annotation, molecular function: ATP binding; tau-protein kinase activity; protein serine/threonine kinase activity. Bases 1 to 2106 code for a protein of 701 amino acids. Gene Ontology annotation, biological process: protein phosphorylation; microtubule cytoskeleton organization; intracellular signal transduction.
AUGAGGAGAUGGCAUGGUGUUAGAAACCUAGUGUCCACCGCCUUUGAGGAGGAUGAUUUAACAGAACAUUAUACUAUUCAAAGCACACUUGGCCAUGGAGCCUUUGGUGAAGUUAAAUUGGCCAGACACAUACUCACGCAGACAAUGGUAGCAGUAAAAAUUCUCCCAAAAGGCAGAAUGUACACCCUCGUCAAAUCAGAAAUUGAAAUAAUGAAAGCUCUGGACCACCCCAAUAUUGUUAAACUUUUGCACAUAGUAGACACUAAAAAUCACACGUAUAUGAUCAUAGAACAUGCUCCUGGAGGAGAGCUGCUGAGCAAGAUAAUGGAGUUGGGCUACCUGCCAGAGGAAGAAUCCUGUAGGCUAUUUAAACAGAUGGUACGUGCCCUCCACUACUGUCAUCAGAAAGGAAUUGCCCACAGGGACCUAAAACCUGAAAAUAUAUUAGUGGAUAGAAAAGGAAACAUAAAACUUAGUGACUUUGGCCUGGCCACCAAGCUUACUGUGGGAGAGAAGCUGGGAUCAUUUUGCGGGACCCUCCCUUAUUGUGCCCCUGAACUCUUUGAAGGUAGAAGCUAUGACGGUCUAGCAAUUGAUGUCUGGAGCCUGGGCGUUGUAUUAUAUUUUAUGACAACAGGCUCCCUGCCUUUCCAUGGGCAUACACAUGAAGGACUAAAGCGGAGGAUCAUUGAAGGAAAGUACUCCAUGGCGUUCAAGCUGUCACCAGAGCUUUGGGACACAAUUGCUAAGUUGUUAACGGUAAACCCUGAACAAAGGCCAAGAAUAGGAGACAUCAUAAACUUUCAAUGGCUACAGCAUGGCAGGGAAGGUUCUCCCAGUUCUUUAAGAGAGAAUUCUGACAACCACCCAGACCCCACUGUCAUGGUCAUCAUGGGAGUCAUGGGAUACACACAAGAAGAGAUAAAGGAAUCUUUACAAAAGAAAAAAUUUGACCCGGUCAUGGCUACUUAUCUUAUUCUUAGGCAACAGUCACCCUGGGGGGAUAGCUUUAUAAAAGAACUCAAGUCCAGGCAGUCAGACCAAACCUUGCCUCUUACAGAGCCAACUUUGAAAGUUCAAGGAACUAUAAAGAGAACAUCAGGUAUCUGUUCACUACCAACCUUUGCCUUACCCACUGCACUGGAGAGUUCUGAUAAUCACAAAUACCAUGGAAGGAGGAACAGUAUGCCAACCACUUUGAACUGGUCAUACAAGAAGAAAGCCCCUGUUCUCACAAUCUGCCAACAGCGUGUCCAAAAGGCUCCUUUCAUGAGCAGUACAUCACCAGAAACCUGUUCCAGCCACUCAUCCUUGGUUGUGUCCAAGGCUGGUUCUAAUGAUUCAAAGAACAAGGUGUCCUCACAGGUUGUUUCAUCUCAUCAUGCCUCUGGAGAGGAAGGCCAGGGUGAGCAAAUCACCAAAACUGGUAAAAAUAUUAGCUCAUCUCAGGAGGACCUCAGGGCACAGCCCUAUGAACUGACUACAUCUGGUUCACAGAACAACAUCACCUCACAGGAUACAUCACCUUCAUUCUCCGGUGAGAAGAACCAGGGUAAAUGUCCCACUGUACAAGAAAAAAAGCCCAGUCAAUCCUCCCCAGAUAUACACCAGGGAAAUCUCAGUGGCCAAAGACAGAUUGCACCCAGAGCCCCAUUUAGAAAACGGAUCUGGAAGACCAUGAAGACUGGCUUUGUGAGAGGACUGGGGACUUUAUGUUGCUGUUUACCAAUCCAAAUGAGAGAGCGUCUAGCCAACAACAAAACCUUGGCUAGCGGGUGUAUUCAUGAUGGCUGGUGGUACCUCAGUUUUGUCAGCCAAGUGAUACACUCUGUGGGCUUCAGAAACAUUAUAAACAGAUUGCAAAGUUUAUGCCCAAAUUGUUAUCCCUAUUUCAAAGAAGAAAGAUACAAGGAUGCUGUCCAUUUGUACCACAAAUCUUUGGCAGAGCAACAAACCCCAGACAUGCUCAAGAAGUUUCAGCAGGCAGAGAACAUCCAGUAUAUUGAUAUAGGACUGGCCUACAUCAACCCUGAGUUGGCUUUGGAUAAGAAGAAGAAGGGCAAUGAAGGCUUGAAGACAGGGGACCACCUCCAGGUCAUGAAGUAA